Molecule: messenger RNA, 444 nt
Organism: Mitosporidium daphniae
Lineage: Eukaryota; Fungi; Microsporidia
Exons: 4
Coding region: 1-444 (147 amino acids)
Source: RefSeq, a predicted model, not a curated record
AUGUUAGUAACCUCAGCUGAUGCCAUUUGUAGGCCUCCCAGUGAUGGGGAGUCACAAACGAUACCAAAAUAUGCAGAUAUUUCCUCGGAUACUUCUAUCGUAAUAGAUAAUGGUUCCUUCCAUCUAAGAGCAGGAUACAGCAGUCAAGAUUCACCAUGCGUGGACGUGGGAAAUUACAUCACCAAAUAUAAUGUGAAGACAGAUUCCAAGAUUUUGUACGGGCUGGGAGCUUCUUCUGCCUCCUCUUCGUUUGUUGGGCACAAUAUGUCCCGUGUGGGGACCAGAUCUGCCUUUGAAAACGAUGUUACGCUCAACUUUGACGUCAUGGAAACCACUCUGGAUGGCUUAUUUUGUACACUAGGAAUCGCGGAGUAUCCCAUAAAACAUCCCAUUGUGUUAACAGAAGUUCCCUGCAAUCCAUCCCGGAAAUGUAUAUGCUUGUAG